CCUCCCGCUGUCCCACUGGGAAGAUGGUCCUUCCUCCUUGCCCAGCUCUUAGGGUUUGCCCCGUACAGGACACUUUUGGGGGCUGCAAGCUGUCCCCAGAGUCUUCGGGAAGUCACCCCGUGGUCUGAGGCUCUCCAUCUGGCACCCCGCCCCAGACAGGACCGCGUGAGCCUAGUGGAAGGCGGGGACCCCACGGGUCUGGCCCUGCACAACAGCCAACAGACAGUUACACAGGAAAUUUCAUAACGGGUUUCCUCUUACCUUUGCAGAGUCCCAACCGUGGCCACGGGCAGCUUGGAGGUGGACCUUCAAGAAUUUGCAUCUGGCAACAGCACAGCCAUCUCCUGCCAUGCCCCACUCGACCACACUCCAGAGACACGGAAGGGCCGGGGUGACAACUGCCAUUUGCUGACACGGGCAGACGCGGAGGCCCGGCACAUGCCAGGGCUUCUGCAAAAUACGCCGACUUCCUGAGACCCUCUGGGAGGCGCCGUGCAGUUGGCCUUGUGACCCCAUCGGUGCAGCCUGCUCUGGGUGCGUCCCUGAGCCCCCGCGUGCGCCCGCCGCCAUGGACAUGAACCUGACGCAGCCGGACAACGCCACCAUCCUGAUGCUACGGGACCCGGCCAUCGCCGUGGCGCUUCCCGUGGUGUACUCGCUGGUGGCCCUCGUCAGCAUCCCCGGCAACCUCUUCUCGCUGUGGGUCCUGUGCCGGCACAUCGGGCCCAAGUCGCCGUCGGUCAUCUUCAUGAUCAACUUGAGCGUGACGGACCUGAUGUCGGCCAGCGUGCUGCCCUUCCAGAUCUACUACCACUGCAUCGGCAACCACUGGGUGUUCGGCGAGCUGCUGUGCAACGCCGUCACCGUGGCCUUCUACGCCAACAUGUACUCCUCCAUCCUCACCAUGACCUGCAUCAGCGUCGAGCGCUUCCUGGGCGUCGUGUACCCGCUGGCCUCCGCGCCCUGGCGCCGGCGCCGCUACGCGGUGGCCGCCUGCGCCGGCAUGUGGCUCGUGCUGCUGGCAGCCCUGUCGCCGCUGGCCCGCACGGACCUCACCUACACCGUGGAGGCGCUGGGCAUCGUCACCUGCUUCGACGUGCUCAAGUCCACCAUGCUGCCCAGCGUGGCCACCUGGGCCGUCUUCCUCUUCACCCUGUUCACGCUCCUCUUCCUCAUCCCGUUCGUGGUCACGGUGGCCUGCUACACGGCCACCAUCCUCAAGUUGCUGCGGACGUCCGACCCGCACGGCCAGGGACAGAGGCGGCGCGCCGUGGGCCUGGCCGCCGUGGUGCUCCUGGCCUUCGUCACCUGCUUCGCGCCGAACAACUUCGUGCUCCUGGUGCACAUGAUCAGCCGCCUCUUCUACGGCAAGAGCUAUUAUCAUGUGUACAAACUCACCCUGUGCCUCAGCUGCAUCAACAGCUGCCUGGACCCCUUCGUGUACUAUUUUGCAUCCCGCGAGUUUCAGCUGCGGCUCCGGGACUACCUGGGCUACGGGCCGCUGCCAGUGGGCAGCCCGGACACACGCAGGGACAGCCUGUUCUCUGCCCGCACGCUGUCCGCGCGCUCCAUGUCCAGCUGCCACGCCGAUGAGCUCGAGGCUGGUCGGUCCUGCCUCAAGAGACAGGAGAGCGUGUUCUGAGCACAGCUGCCAGGCACAGCCGGAAGACAGCAGGGACGUGACUGCUUCCAUCUCACCCUCCCACCACUGCCAGGGGGUGCGGCUGGGUCUUCCGGGAGAUGGUGGAGCGUGCUGGGCACGCGUGUUCCCGUUCCCCGAGGAUGGCAGCCGGGCCCGCCCCUGGCUGAGGGCGAGCGAGGGUGCAGCCAGCCGUCAGUGUCCCCCACAGGCCCCGACACCCUGCCCGCCGGCCACCUGCCUCGUUCUCCAAGCCCCCUGCUCAGCAACGGUGCAGCGGCCUGUCAUCUCCCAGCCAGGCAGACCCUGACCUGGUCUUCAUUUCACCCGUGGUCAGCCCGGUGCUGGGAUUCCCCAGACGGCAGUGGACGGGCCCUGGCAGUCCACGUGCUGCAGGGGUUCACACAGCUCCCCCAGGAGCCAACCAGGGGCACCGGCAGUGUCCAGUCGCUCUGCCCUUGAGCGCUUAUGCUCCACUUAAAUGGCACAGCUGCUGCCCCACACAGCGAGGACACCCAGGGGGGUGUGGGACGGGCCCCCAGCCUGGCCUAGGGUCCUGGGUGGACGAGGACCAGCUGCAGCUCCAUAUGGGAAGGACAGUGCCUGCUGCGGCUCCAUGGGCCCCCUGAGGCCCUUUGGGUGCAGCUUGGCCUGGGGUUCCCUGCGGCCCGUUCUCGGGCUUCUGCUCCCAGCCCAGACCCCUGGGCCACUGCACAUUCCCCCAGGCUUUUGCACUCACUGGGGUGCGUCUGGCCUGACUUGCAGGAGUUUCUGGGGACCAGGCACCUCACAGUACCACUGAGCACAUAAGCCAAGAGGUGUGUCAGGAGCUGAGCACCUCUGUGCCCACUGGCUGGGGCCACACAAGGACAGGGCCACCCCCAUCUUUCCCAUGCCCAGAAGACACUGGUGCCAGCCCGAGUGCCCAUCUUGCUUCAGGACAAAGAGGAGCCCCCGUCCCUGAAUGAUCCCCAGACAGUGACUUUCCUGGAGCCAGGGACUUACCUGGAACGGCAAAGUGCCUGGCGCUUUGCUCAGUAGAAGUGGAUGCAGGGUGCUGGGUCCACGGCUUGUCUGGGAGGGGAUAGCCCUAGAGCCCAAGAGACAGGAACUGGGAGAGGCUGUGGGUCAGGGGCUCAGAGGCCUGCAUGCUGGGGGGGCGGUGCUGCAGGGCAGGCAGCCUCCCCACUGUGCAUGGAUAUGCUGACACAGUGAGAGUGGCAGCUGGAAGCCUAAGAGCGGCCUGCUUUGGCCAUUCUUACAUUACAAGGAAAACAGGCUUCACUGUACUGGAGUGAAUAGUGACCCCCCAAAACCACAUCCACCUGGGACCUCCAAAUGUAACCUGGAUUAGGUGGCCCUAAACCCAAUGGCAGGUGUGUUCUUAAGGAACAGAAGAGGAGAGACACAGACAGAGAGGCCAUGUGGAGACAGAGGUAGAGAUUGGAGGGACCUGGCCACAUGCCCAGGGAUGCCUGGAGCCCCCAGAAGCCACAAGAGGCAGGAAGGAGCCUCCCCUGGAGCCUGUGGAGGGAGCAGGCCCUGCCCGGCCUGGAUUUCAGAGCCUCGCCUGGGUCUUGGAGCCCCGCCUGGGUCUCAGGCACCCCAUUUCCAGAGCUGGGGAGGAUGAUUCCUGUGGUUUUUUAUAGUUUGCCCAGUUUGGGGUAAUUUGUGCCCCAGGACACACACACACAUUUAAUCCACUCUGAAAUCGCAAGGCCGUGAUGCCGGCGGAUACAAAGCUGUGGCCCCUGGUGAUGGCAAGAGGACCCCCAUGCCCAGCACCGGCUCCCUGGCAGCCUGGCUUCCUGGAACCCAGACCCUUGGGGUGGAGGCCUCUUGGAAGGACAAAGCAUGCCGACUCCUGCAGGGUCGGCCAUCGGUGAGUCGCACUGUGAACACCAUGCACCGAGUCCCCCCAGGAGUCCUGAUGUCAUGGCAACAGCGGCAUCCAUGGGCACCUAAAGUGUGCAGUGUGCAUGGCACAUGCCCGGACUGUGGUUCUGGAAUGGGCCUGCAAAGUGGAUGUGUCAGGUGCCAUUCUCUUCAGACCCCCAGAGUUGAGGGUUUCCCCUUGCUGGUGUUCCCAGAGAGCCUGAAUCCCACCCAGAACCUUCACCCAUGGGCUCCCCCAUCCUCAAGACCACGUGGCCAGGAGCUGAACACUUGGAAUACAACCCACAUCCUGACAGCCUUCGGGUGGGCCACGGCCCCCCUUCCCACGUGGCUGCUCGGCAGUCUCACAUCCUGCAGCUAGAAUGUCCCCACGGGGACGGCGUCCCAGACAGCUGGUCCUCAACGUGCCUGUGGGGACAGCACGUUAAGAGUCACAAUAGGAAGCUUCUGAGGGGGACCAGGACUCACCCGAGGAGAGAGAGGGGAUGUGGACUUUCAAUGCAAGGAGCAACAUCCCGGGCUGUUCCCAGCCAUCCCAGCGGUGAACCCUAGAAAGCAACGUGGACUGGGCCCCACCCAGGAUCAGAAACCCUGAGCCAGCAACCACCCCGCACCCCGGUCUGGGUGUGGGCCUGGGUGCAUCAGAUGCACAAAAGGUGUGAAAAACCUCAAACCACCGCACAGAGCAUGUCUCGCCACCUGACUGCCGAGGAAGCCUGUCUGCUUUAUGGUGCUGUCGGGGUGUCAGAUCCUACAGAGGACCUGCACGCAGGUGACAGUCUAGCAUUGUGUCACCGGGAUGGCUGGUAUUAACUCCACUUGCCUCUAUUCCGCCAUCACCACGGAGGGCUGCUGACGUUUGCAUUCCCAGCCCCGCAAACUGGGGCCCCUCAUUUCCCUGAGGUUAUUCAGGGUUCCUACAGGAUCCUCCAGUGCUGGGAAUUUCCUUCUCUACAUGGCGACUCUGCAAGCAGGCAACCUGCCCUGGGUGUCUGCCCGCUCGCCUGAAAUUCCAGGGCUGGUCUUCUUCCCCGCUUCUGCUUAUGAUGAUGUGUGUGUGUGUGUUUUCCCAGAAAUGGACUCCGUCUGUUCAACCUGUUCACCGUCAAGGGAAGUUCAACACAUUUUUAUUUACAUGCACAUAAAAAAAGAAAAGAAGGCGUGGUCCUUUGAUUCAGCUCCUGGUAGGAUGUACAGACAGAUGGGGAGGUGGGUCCUCAAGUGCCCAAGGACGGUUCGUGUGCAGGGGCAACAAGGUUCUCUGACUUCUGAGACACCAGUGUUCCCAAGACGAGUCCUGUCUCACAUCUGGACCACGCGUAGCCCUGUGCCGGGCCCCCAGAACCUCAAAGACAAACCUCUCCAGGAUCGGGUUACCCCAAAGCAUACAGCGUGCAGGGAGCAGCGCUGGGCUAGGGGACAUCAUGGAUUUUCCCGGGGGGAUGAUAGCGCUGUGACUUUAUGGAAAAGAGAUCCUAAUGGUUAAACAUAUAUUUGCAAAUUUCAUGGGUUAACGGAUGUGAUGUUUGAGGAUGACUUUAAAAUGCCAGAGCGAACCCAUGCACGGACACCCAUGUGUAUGCCCAUGUGUACACACACGCAUGUGCAUACCUACAAACGCAUGUAUGCAUACACACACACACACACACAUUUCAGGGAACUGGCUGAAAGAAACAUGGCAAAGCGCAGGUUGCUGAUAAACGUCCAAAAAAAUAUGGGCUUUCUUAUAUAAUUCUUACUUUCAGCAUAUUUGAAAACACCUGUGCUUAAAACAGCGACGUGGUGCGUUGGAAAACGUCAUGCAAAGAUACUGAUUUUUGCAAAGCAUUUCGCUGAAUACCAGAAACAUUCAGAAAGAAGCAAACAUUCCCAGAUCAACCUGGCUGGGCUUUUUCUCUCAGGUUUUUUUUUAAUUGUGGGAAAAUUCAUAUAACAUGUAGUUGACCAUCUUAGCCAUUUCUAAGGUGGAGGAUUGAGGGGUGAAAAAUGCCUUUGUGGGGCUCUGCAGCCAUGCCCACCAUCCACGUCCAAAACUCAUAAAUCGGAAGCCUCGUCCCCCUGAAACACCAUCUCCUCACCACCUCCCCAGCCCCUGGCGCCCAACGUUCUGCUUUUCGGAUGUGACCCUCUAAAGACCUCCUAUGACUGGAAUCAUGCAGAAUUGGAUGUGUGUCUGGCUGGUGUCACUCAGCACCAUGGUCUGCAGCUCCAUCCACACUACAGCUUUGCUGAGGCACCACUGACAUGCUGCAGAAUUCACCCAGGUUACGUGUGCGUCCAGUGAGCCUCCACACAUUUGUCCAGGUGUUCCAGCACCCCUACGGUGCAGCUCUAGGAUAUUCCCAUCACCCCAGAAGGAUGGCUGAUGACUCUUUGCCCCCAUAUGCACAGCCAGCCCCAGGCAAGCCCGUGGGCUCUCUGCCAGCCCAGAUUUGUCUUUUCUGCUCGUGUGACCCGUGCGAUGCUGCAUCUGCUGGCUUUUCCUCACCAUGAUGUUUACGGGGUUUGUCUCUAUUCCUUCGUCUGGGCUCCCGUGGCUGCAUGGCUCCGGGUGUCUAUCACGCCCCAGGGAACCUCAUUCCUACAUCAUCCUGGUGGUCUCUCUAUUGUACGGCUGCUGGUGUCAGGUGCCCUCGCAGAGCACGCCAACCUCCCACAGUAUGAGGACCCCUUUAUCGCAGUACAAUGGGGCUAGUGCUGGGUCUAUUUGCUAGAGGGGUAAACCGAGGCACACAGAGGUGGACAGAUGCACCUGGGGGCUGGGAGAGCCGAGAUGUGAACUUGGCGGCUGUCCCAGACCAUGGCCCCACGCCCGUGGGAGCCCACGGUUCGCCCAUAAUUCCUGCCUGAAAUCCAGGGCUAAGUCCCCAGUUGAAAGCGUUCCCACCAUUUCUUCCCUGGGGUCCUGGUGCAUGCCACUGAAUUGCUUUCCGGUUAUAAAGGGAGAACCACCAAAACAGCAGCCUGCUCCCCUCCCAGCCGGCAAUCCUGAGAAAGAAGGAAGCUAGAACGUGUAUGGAAGAUGAACCCCCGCUGGGUGUACUGGGGACACUGACCUUGCACCUUCCUAGUAAGCCUCCAUCUCAGGGACCCUCCGUGCUAUUCUGGUAACCUCCCUGCAAAUCUAAAACCAUUGCACAAUAAACCGUCUACUUUUUCAAAAAA
Molecule: messenger RNA, 6700 nt
Organism: Manis pentadactyla (Chinese pangolin)
Lineage: Eukaryota; Metazoa; Chordata; Mammalia; Pholidota; Manidae
Product: P2Y purinoceptor 8
Exons: 2
Coding region: 569-1642 (357 amino acids)
Biological process (GO): positive regulation of Rho protein signal transduction; phospholipase C-activating G protein-coupled receptor signaling pathway
Cellular component (GO): membrane
Molecular function (GO): G protein-coupled purinergic nucleotide receptor activity
Source: RefSeq, a predicted model, not a curated record